AUGCAGUCAAGCAUCUUCUUGCUGUUUUGUGGAUGGGUUUUAUUUGGAGAAUGCAAAGCUAAUGGAAAAGAAAUCCAUGAAGUCUAUAAAAAGGGCAGCCAGCCUCAAAGACAGAGAAGAGAAACACAUGGAGAAUCACACAAGCAAGGCAGCCCUAUACUGAAACGAAGUCCCGAUAUCACCAAAUCUCCACUGAUAAAAUCAGAACAACUUCUCCAAAUAGACGACCAUGACUUCAGCAUGCGGCCAGGCUUUGGAGGCCCUGCAAUUCCUGUUGGAGUUGAUGUACAAGUUGAAAGCCUAGACAGUAUCUCAGAGGUUGACAUGGAUUUCACCAUGACCCUUUACCUGAGACAUUACUGGAAAGAUGAAAGAUUAUCAUUUCCAAGUUCCAAUAACCAAAGUAUGACCUUUGAUGGCAGACUUGUGAAAAAGAUCUGGGUGCCCGACAUGUUCUUUGUCCAUUCCAAGCGUUCCUUUAUCCAUGACACAACGACAGAUAAUGUCAUGCUUCGAGUACAGCCAGAUGGGAAAGUGCUUUACAGCUUGAGGGUCACUGUAACAGCAAUGUGUAACAUGGAUUUCAGUCGUUUUCCCCUUGACACACAGACAUGUUCACUGGAAAUUGAAAGCUAUGCUUAUACUGAAGAUGAUCUCAUGCUGUACUGGAAGAAUGGAAAUGAUUCCUUGAAAACAGAUGAUAGAAUAUCAUUAUCUCAGUUCCUUAUCCAAGAGUUCCAUACUACCACCAAGCUUGCUUUCUAUAGCAGCACAGGUUGGUACAACCGUCUCUUCAUCAACUUCACGUUACGACGGCACAUCUUCUUCUUCUUACUCCAGACCUAUUUCCCUGCCACUCUGAUGGUCAUGUUGUCUUGGGUUUCUUUUUGGAUAGACCGUCGUGCUGUGCCUGCAAGAGUUCCCUUAGGUAUCACGACGGUACUGACCAUGUCUACCAUCAUCACUGGUGUCAAUGCCUCCAUGCCUCGAGUUUCCUACAUCAAAGCUGUGGACAUUUACCUCUGGGUCAGUUUUGUGUUUGUCUUCCUCUCAGUAUUAGAGUACGCUGCGGUGAAUUACCUGACCACGGUGCAAGAGCGAAAAGAGCGGAAGCAAUGCGAGAAGCUUUCUUGUGCUUCUGCAAUCCCACAGCCAAAGCAAAUGACAGGGAUGGAUGGCAGUUACAGUGAUGGAGAAGUAAACGAAUUAGGGCAGUAUGUGUCUGAGAAUGGAGGCAAAGAAGACAGAAUGAUGGUCCAGCUGGCUCUUGGAUCAGAAGGAAAUUCAAGUAGGAGGAAAGUCCAGAGAUAUAGCAGCAUGAGAAUUGACACUCAUGCCAUUGACAAGUAUUCCAGAAUAAUAUUCCCUGGAGCAUAUAUUUUAUUUAAUAUGAUAUAUUGGUCCAUUUUUUCAUAA
Messenger RNA from Python bivittatus (Burmese python), 1416 nucleotides. Lineage: Eukaryota; Metazoa; Chordata; Lepidosauria; Squamata; Pythonidae. The record is from RefSeq and is a predicted model, not a curated record.